This is a messenger RNA of Fusarium coffeatum, 2856 nucleotides long. RefSeq lists its product as uncharacterized. Gene Ontology annotation, biological process: protein O-linked glycosylation via mannose. The record is from RefSeq and is a predicted model, not a curated record. NCBI's taxonomy places the organism in Eukaryota, Fungi, Ascomycota, Sordariomycetes, Hypocreales, Nectriaceae. The coding region runs from base 1 to 2856 and encodes 951 amino acids. Gene Ontology annotation, cellular component: endoplasmic reticulum; membrane. The transcript has 5 exons. Gene Ontology annotation, molecular function: dolichyl-phosphate-mannose-protein mannosyltransferase activity.
AUGGCUCGUACGAGGGGCAAGAGUCCCCAACCGCCAGUCAAGGCUGCAACGCCUGUGACUGAGAAACAGCAGCCCAUUGCCGUCACCGUCAAAUCCAAGAACAAGUCCAAGAACAAGAUCACUUCGUACCAAUCCGAAGGUGUUGAGGAUCACGAUGUCUUCCUCCUCCCAGUUUCCGAUUACUGGGUAGUCUUGGCUCUUAUGGUUCUUGCUACCGCUGUCCGCGUCUAUAAAAUCUACCAGCCCACAAGCGUUGUCUUCGACGAAGUCCACUUUGGUGGUUUCGCUACCAAGUACAUCAAGGGCAAGUUCUUUAUGGACGUCCAUCCUCCCCUGGCAAAGAUGCUCAUCGCUCUCACCGGAUGGCUGGCUGGUUUCGACGGUGGCUUUGACUUCAAGGAAAUUGGCAAGGACUAUAUUGAGCCUGGAGUUCCCUACGUUGCGAUGCGAAUGUUUCCUGCUAUCUGCGGUAUCCUCUUGAUUCCUUGCAUGUUCUUCACUCUUAAGGCUGUUGGGUGCCGCACUAUGACAGCUACUAUGGGUGCUGGCUUGAUCAUCUUUGAAAACGGUCUUCUCACACAGGCUCGCCUCAUCCUUCUCGAUUCUCCCCUCGUCGCUGCGACCGCUUUCACCGUCCUUGCCUUUUCGUGCUUUACCAAUCAGCACGAGCUUGGUCCUUCCAAAGCUUUCCAGCUGAGCUGGUGGUUUUGGCUUGUCCUUACAGGUCUCGGUCUGGGUAUCACCGUGAGCAUCAAGUGGGUUGGACUCUUUACCAUUGCUUGGGUUGGCUCCCUCACUCUCGUCCAGCUCUGGGUUCUUCUUGGCGACAACAAGAAUGUGUCCAUGCGUCUGUUCACCAAGCACUUCAUGGCUCGAGUAUUCUGCCUUAUCAUUAUCCCCGUGACUUUCUACAUGGCCAUGUUCGCCAUCCAUUUUGUCUGCCUCCAGAACCCUGGAGAUGGUGACGGCUUUAUGAGCUCCGAGUUCCAGGCCACCCUCAACAAUAAGCGAAUGAAGGACGUUCCCGCCGACGUCAUGAUGGGCAGCCGUGUCACUAUCCGCCAUGUCAAUACCCAGGGUGGCUAUCUGCACUCUCACCCUCUUAUGUACCCUACUGGCAGCAAGCAACAGCAGAUUACACUGUACCCUCACAAGGAUGACAACAAUAUCUGGCUUCUUGAGAACCAGACCCAGCCCCUUGGAAUUGACGGCCAACCCAUCAACGGUACCAAGGCCUGGGAUGCCCUUCCUGAGCCUGUUCACAUCAAGGACGGUGCCGUUGUUCGUCUUUACCACAGCCCAACCCACCGCCGCCUGCAUUCGCAUGACGUCCGCGCCCCUAUCACUGAGGCUGACUGGCAAAACGAAGUUUCCGCCUAUGGUUACGAAGGAUUUGAGGGUGAUGCCAACGAUCUUUUCCGAGUCGAGAUUGUUAAGAAGAAGACUCGAGGUUCUGUCGCCAAGGAGCGUCUCCGAACCAUUGAAAGCAAGUUCCGUCUUGUCCAUGUCAUGACUGGCUGUGUCCUGUUCUCUCACAAAGUCAAGCUUCCUGAUUGGGCUUCUGAGCAGCAGGAAGUGACUUGCGCUCGUGGAGGCACUCUGCCAAACAGUUUGUGGUAUAUUGAGGGCAACUCUCAUCCCCAACUGCAGGGUGAUGUUGAGAAAGUCAAUUACCGAAACCCCGGCUUCUUUGGCAAAUUUUGGGAGCUCCAGAAGGUCAUGUGGCGAACCAACGCCGGUCUCACCGACUCUCACGCUUGGGAUUCUCGACCUGAGUCUUGGCCUAUCCUCCGCCGUGGUAUCAACUUCUGGGGACGCCAGCAUACCCAGGUUUAUCUCCUUGGUAACCCCAUCAUCUGGUGGUCCUCCAGCGUCGCUGUGGCCAUCUGGAUUGUCUUUAAGGCAAUUGCUGUCCUUCGAUGGCAACGCAGCUGCAACGACUAUGCCAACACUACCUUCAAACGCUUCGACUACGAGAUCGGUACAUCAGUUCUGGGCUGGGCUCUGCACUACUUUCCCUUCUACCUGAUGAAGCGUCAGCUCUUCCUUCAUCACUAUUUCCCCGCGCUGUACUUCGCAGUCAUUGCUCUUUGCCAACUUUUUGACUACGCUACUGCCCGCGUUCCUGGUGUUGGUGCUCGUGAGACAUCUGUCAUCAACCGCAUUGCUACUGUCUCUUUCCUUGUUCUCUCGGCUGCCGUCUUCACCCUCUAUUCUCCUCUUGCAUACGGCAGCCCUUGGACUAAGGCGGAUUGCAAGCGCGUCAAGCUCUUCAGCACCUGGGACUUUGAUUGCAAUACUUUUUACGAUAGUUAUGACAAGUAUAGCGAGGUCCCAUCAAUUAGCUCUUCAGUCGUUCCCACAACUGCAGCAGUCAAAAAGGAAGAGCCUAAUAAGGAAGCUCCUGUGGCUCAACAACAAGAGGAAGCUGUUAUUUCUGGAGCCCCUCCUCCUCCUGAUCAGUCCCAUGUGGAGCAUCGGGUGGUUGCCAAGGAGGAGAAGGUUGAAUAUCGCGACCAGGACGGUAACCUUCUUGAUCCCGAGGAGGUGAAGGCCCUUGAGGGCAAGGUUGAGUUUAAGACCAAGUAUGAAACUAAAACCCGCGUCGUUGAUGAGCAGGGCAACGAAGUCGAGGAACCCGCCGAAGGUUGGGACCAGAACCUCGGCGCCGGUGUUGCCCCUCCUCACCCUGAUGUUGAAGGUGUCAACAGCGAGACUGUCAAGGGCAACGUCGAAGAAGCGGCCGUUCCUCAAGACGCUGCCGCCAGCAAGGAUGGCGAGAAGGAGGCCGAGGAGGUCAAGGCCAAGCCUGCCAGCGAGAACCAACAGGAUGCUACCGUUAAUGAUGAGCUUUAA